UAGCAAACACAUUCAUCUCAGAAAUUAUUGCUCAAUGCGUUUCCACCUGGAUAUCCCCGGUACUUAAGCUUUCUUGCACAAUGAGCCACUUCUUUCGCUGUGUGUUCAGAGCCAUGAUGCCAAUUCACAACCUUUCGUUCCAAACCAUUGACAUCCCAACAAGUACCAAUUUAUAACCGUAGCGGAGGGAUGUACAACAUUCUUUGAUACAACCAGCAGUCGGUCACGGUCAAUCAGUUGGAAGCAUAAAACCUCCCACGAAGCCCACUCCAAUGUCACUACAUAUAAUUAUUAUUGUUACUAGAUGUGCUAGAAUAAUGCUGAAAGUUUUCUCUUUUCAGAAAUGUCAGAAAGUCUAUCAUCACUUUUAGAAUGUCCGUUAUGUUUCGAAUCUUUUAAUAACCGUGAACGGUUACCAAAGAUGCUGUCAUGUCAACACACAGCCUGUCUAGAAUGUUUACACAAAAUCGUCGGCAAAAGGACAAAUUUCGUGUGUCCCACCUGUCGUUCUGAGUAUAAGGUUCCUGACGAUGGUGUCAAGGCCCUUGCGAAUAAUCUCACAAUAAUAAGUAUGAUGCAACACGUGACUCAAAAACAACGCAGACUAUCACAAAUAAAGGUUUUCAACGUACAGGCUCUGAAACGUAGCCUUUUAUCCAAGAUUCAGAGUCUUAAUUUCAAACUAUCCAAGCUGGAUCCGAUAGCAGAGGUGAUAUCGAGCAAAUGCCAAGAUCAAAAAUCUAUGUUGAAGUCAAUUGAUGACUGCUUCCAAAGAAUCUACCUUGGCUUGGAGAAACGACGAGAGAUUUUGAGAAGUGAUGUGAACGCGUACUUCGAAAUUGUAAAUGACGCCCUGCUUAAGGUUUCAACGAUUGAAGAAACAAAGAGGAAAGUAGUGACCUUUUGUUCGACAGCUGUAGACUUGAUGGAAGGAAGUAAUGAUCCUUCGGCAAAGGAGCUCACAUCACUUUUACAAACGGCUACUGAUUUUCUUCCUACGAUUGAAGAAUUAAACCGCCGGAUAAUGGAUGUAAACUCAAGUGUUAAAGGGUCCAAGGAGUCGAUUGUAUUUUCAAACGUUAUGGAAGAAUCUCUGGUUUCUCAGAUCAACUACCUCGGUAGAAUUCAGGAUCAGAAUAUGCAUGAGUCAACUACGGCACCUUCGCCGAACAUCAUAGAGAAGUUUAUACAGCCGACUAAGGACAUUGCAACCGAACCAAAUGAGGCCGUAUCAAAACCGAGUGACGAUGUAGUGAAAAAGGUUGGACAAAUCGAACAAACGAAAGAAAAUGGACAUGUCCAUCUAGAAACAAAUGGUAUCAAUGAAGCUAAAGGACGUCCAUGGGAUCAUGUUGCUGAGUCAGGUGGCGAAGCUGAGGUUGUCCAGAAAUUGUCUGCUUUAAAAGUUGUACUAAACGAGAGACCAGUCAACUACAAAUGGAGCGACGAGGAGCCGCUCACUUUUGGCCUGAGGUAUUUCAACACGUUGGAAGAGGGGCCACUGGAUUUAGCUUUAAUUCGCAAUGGGACGACAAAACAACUUGCAGUUACGACGGAGUUUAGUCAAACUAUCAGUGUCUUCGACGAAAAACUGUACCUUAAAAAGCCACUCGGCGAACCCUGGUUUGGUCACGUUCGCGGAUUAUGCACAGAUGAUCGAGGAAGACUAGUCGCCGUCACUAACAUUGGCGAUGUUCUUCUAUUCGACAACUGCUCUACGGAACGAGUAAAACGUAUCUACUCAGUCUACCAAGGCGCUAUUCACUCAGAUUACGCAAGCACUAAGUGCGGAAUUGCCAUAUCUAGUAGGCGAAUUCUGUAUCUCGGUAACGAUGGGGACGGCUGUGUUGAUGCUAUUCGAGGCAAGAAUGGUAAGCUCAUUAGAAAAAUCGGCAAAAACCGGUGUAUGGAGCCAAGGGGUAUCGCGUUGACGAGCGAUGAGAGGAUACUAAUAGCUGACGCGCGUAACCACUGCGUGUGGUUGUAUGCAAAAGACGGACAGUGUGUUAGAAAGUAUGGUAGACAAGGGAAGAAUAUUGGCGAGUUAUCAGAACCGUGGGGAGUUGACGUGGACAAGGACGGUAACGUAGUGGUAGCCGACACCGGAAACCAUCGUAUCCAGAUAUUUGAUAAAGGCGGCGCCAGCCUGGCAACUAUAGGCGAACACGGCAGUUUGACCGGACAAUUUGACUGGCCUAUGUCGGUAACUGUGACGAUCAAUAGAAAGAUUAUUGUAUGUGAUAGUGGAAAUUAUAGGAUACAAAUACUGUAGGUAGGCCUACGGCUUGUGUCGAAUAUACUUAACUUGUUGUUGACAUUCUAAUCGUUUGUCAAUGAGUCUUU
Anneissia japonica is the source of this 2343-nucleotide messenger RNA. RefSeq names its product tripartite motif-containing protein 2-like. Gene Ontology annotation, biological process: protein polyubiquitination; proteasome-mediated ubiquitin-dependent protein catabolic process; negative regulation of translation. The record is from RefSeq and is a predicted model, not a curated record. Gene Ontology annotation, molecular function: ubiquitin protein ligase activity; protein binding; translation repressor activity. The coding region runs from base 344 to 2272 and encodes 642 amino acids. The transcript has a single exon. NCBI's taxonomy places the organism in Eukaryota, Metazoa, Echinodermata, Crinoidea, Comatulida, Comatulidae.